This is a messenger RNA of Trichoplusia ni (cabbage looper), 1960 nucleotides long. RefSeq lists its product as uncharacterized. The transcript has 4 exons. Lineage: Eukaryota; Metazoa; Arthropoda; Insecta; Lepidoptera; Noctuidae. Bases 594 to 962 code for a protein of 122 amino acids. The record is from RefSeq and is a predicted model, not a curated record.
CGAAACCUUCUUCAACAAAAAAAUCGUAUGUAUAUUUAUCUACCACCGCCUCAUAAAAUUACAAUUGCUUCAGCUUCUUUUUAUUAAGAGCUUUCAUAUAUUUUACCUAUUCUAUUCAGUAAAAAAGCAAGAUGUCACUGUGGGAUAUAGUGCACUAUCUGGUUCCACAACUGAAAUAAUCUUACUUUUAGUUGCGGCGGUAGGACUCUAGAACAAAUAUUUUAAAUUCGCUUUUUUAUAUAUUGUAAUUGCUAUUAAACUUUUUUCAGGGCUGCUACCUUAAAAAUACAAGAUCUUUUGAACAAGAUUGAUGUAAGCAUAACUGUUGCACUGGAUUUUAUUACAAUUUUGUAAUAAACAAUUGAAAUUAAGAAGUUCAUUUUAUUUGCAGCUUGAAGAAUUAGUAAACGACGGAGGUGAAAUCUUGGAUGAGUAUGUUAUAAAUAUUCAUUUUUUUGUCAAAUCAUCUGCACUUACAGUUUUUGAAGCCCCAUUGUAAAAGCAAAAUGCCGUAUCGCUUUCACACUGACUAUAGCCAUUCUUAAAGACCUCCUUAAAGAUACUGAACUAUAUUGAACCAUCGAUGAUUUAUUAUGAGUAUUCCAAAGAACUAUAUAUUUUUUUCUAGAGAUGAAGAGGACGAAGAUGAUGAAGAUAAUCCUAACUUCAGACGUGCUAAGAAACACCAUACGAUGAACAGGAGUAACAUGUACUCUUCAGAAAAAGAAUCAGACGCGUCAUCAAGUGCGUCCGCAGUCGAGAAGAAUCCCGGAAACCCCUUCACGAUUCACAAGAAUAAGUACCGGCAAAACUGGCUCUGGAAUCACUUCAUGGAUGGUGACCACAUGAACAUAAAUCCUUUUGGUCCCCAUUUCCAAAGCUUGGGACCGUCUGGACCCGAGCUGUUCUUCGGCAGAAAAUGGUGGUACUUUAACCAGGAUGACUACAAACCAAUGGGCUAAGGGCGUGUAUUUGUGUAAUUAAAUGUAAUAUAAGCUUUCAUAUUUAUGACCAUAUUUAUUUAAGUACCUUGAAGUAGAUUUGUUCAAAUAAAAUUCGAUAUUUAGCUGCGUCUAUCAGGUAAGACAAGACCGAAAGAAGAUGUCGAAACAACGUGUUAUGAUAGUUUUUCUUUUUAUAAGCCUCCUUGAAACGAAAACGAAAUAAACUUCGCAAUUUACUGUACAGUCAAGCUUUUACUUGAUUUUCUUACCACACUUUUGAAAUAUCCGAAUUUCUGACCAAAUAACCGUCAACAAAAGUGUUAUGAAAAAUAAUUGCUCGUGACAAAAAUUAUGAAAAACUACCCAAGUAGGUGUCCGAGUACCCUGGUAUCAGACCAAUACAUAACCGCCUUAGUAAAAAAAAUAACACUUCCUAUAAUGUAAGAAACUCUAAAAAACUAAAAAAGCGAAAGCUGAAAAAACAUGAUGAUUCCUAAAUAAAUGGAAGCAGACAAAAUAAAAACAAGCAUACUACAAUGUCAAACUAAAAUGCAACCCAUUUCGUUCACAAAUAGAUCCCGGUAUAUCAGAAAAUAUUUUAAACGCAUCGCGACACGUUUAUUCGAAGAAAUAUUACAUCAUUUUGUGUUCACAUCUCAUACAACUCUUUCGAUCAGAAUCUAUUUCCUUUCGCGGCAAAUAUUUCAAAAGAAUCUAUUUGGCCACAUUUCAGAUCGAAAUUUUUAUAGAGACCUCGAUAGGCGAUCUUUUUUUAGUUAUUCGGAUGCCGUUGUAUGACAAAAGCAAUUGGAAUUUAAAAGGUUGGAGAUAUUUCAGAAGGAUUUGAUUUUGCAGAAGGUCACGCCUCAAAAUAAAGCAUUUGACUUUUAAUUCUUGACAUAUUGAUAAAAUACAUUCGAAACUCGAAACAAAAAAUAAAUAGAGUAGCUGUUCAGAAAUAAGUGAAGACCACCACAGUUGAUUUUGCUGGUUUGAAGGGAACAACCUUUUUUUUU